CACAUCGCCCGCGCUAAGGAGCUUGGUGGAAAGGUGUGAUGAUCCACAUAGUACUUUGGACAGGCGCUUGCCAAGAUAUUUAACCACGAGUUAUUGGUGAGUGACAACUUGUUCGACCUCGACGGUACUUCUAUUGAUCUUGCAGGAGAGAUGCACCCUGGUUUGCCUGAAUUAGCACCAUCCAAAAUUCCAAAUCAAUCUUCAAACAACUCCAUCAACUCCUUGUUUUCCAAGAUCAUAUCCUGUUGUCAGAGCGCUCACGAGCUCGACAUCGUGCGUAACUUAUUGCCUCCUGAACAACUCUUGGAGCUCCAGCUGACGCCCGAGAUGCUCGAUCACAAAGCUCUGUUUGUAAGUCGUUCAUCAUCCGACUUUAAAAGUUCAACCAGUGUUAUUUUGGCGACAUUGCUCCUCACGGAAGCAUGGAUUAAUGACCAGCUGAAGCUAUGGUCUGGCUUCAGCCGUGGCGAGCUGUGAUAUAUUGAUGUAUCUGGGCAACACAACGCACUCGGUUUCAUAUUCUGCGGUCGUUUUGAGUCUCGCGGUCGGUAAAUGUUUGGAGGCAGCGUUGCGAUCAUAUUGGUCUUGGGGCUCACUUGCAAGCAUCUAUUGAAGCGCACAUAGCGUUUGGAUGGGUGCAUA
Molecule: messenger RNA, 642 nt
Organism: Suillus bovinus
Lineage: Eukaryota; Fungi; Basidiomycota; Agaricomycetes; Boletales; Suillaceae
Exons: 4
Coding region: 151-477 (108 amino acids)
Source: RefSeq, a predicted model, not a curated record